AUGAGCAGAGAUUAUAGAAAUAGCACAUCACAGCAAGGAUUCUACAUCUUGGCAUUUUCCAGAAUCGCAGAAGUACAAAUAAUCCUUUUUAUUCUUGUUUUACUUAUGUACCUGCUGUCUAUGGUUGGAAACCUUGUUCUUUCUGGACUAGUAUGUAUAUCACCACAGCUGCACACUCCGAUGUACUUUUUACUAUGCAAUCUUUCAUUUCAAGAUAUCAUCUAUGUAUCUGCCAUCCUGCCAAAGCUAUUAGCUAUCACAAUUACAGGAGACACCUGGAUUUCUUUUUCAGGUUGUAUCACUCAGAUGUUUAUGUUUGUAUUUUGUCUCGACACAGAAUUUUUUAUGUUAACUACUAUGGCAUAUGACCGUUAUGUGGCCAUCUGCAUCCCUCUUCGUUAUACCCUUGUCAUGAACAAAAAAGUGUGCUGUCUUAUGGCUUCAAGCUGUUGGGUUGUAGGUGGAUUAAAUGCAAUGAUGCAUUCUAUUCUGAUGUCAAAUUUAUCAUUCUGUGACUCUCAAGAAAUCAAUCAUUUCUUCUGUGAAAUAAAAACCAUGCUGAACCUCUCCAGUAGUGAUACCUCAAAAAUAAUUCUGUUAAUUUUUAUCGAAGGUGUAUUCAUAGGGUGUUUUCCAUUUGUUUUAAUUAUGACUUCCUACAUUUUCAUUAUAUCUACCAUCCUAAAGAUUCGUACGUCAUCGAGAAGACAGAAGACUUUCUCAAGCUGUUCCUCCCAUCUUACCAUUGUCAUGUUACUUUACGGAACUUCCCUUGGCUUCUAUAUGAAAUCUGAUUCUGAAAAUUCUCAAGAACAAGACAAAGUACUUUCUUUAUUAUAUAUCGCUGUGGUCCCAAUGUUAAACCCAUUGGUGUACAGUUUGCGAAAUAAAGUGGUUUUAAGAGCUAUGAGAAAAGUAUUUAAGCAUGCUGAUUAUCAGUAA
Molecule: messenger RNA, 942 nt
Organism: Spea bombifrons (plains spadefoot toad)
Lineage: Eukaryota; Metazoa; Chordata; Amphibia; Anura; Pelobatidae
Product: olfactory receptor 5V1-like
Exons: 1
Coding region: 1-942 (313 amino acids)
Biological process (GO): G protein-coupled receptor signaling pathway
Cellular component (GO): membrane
Molecular function (GO): G protein-coupled receptor activity; olfactory receptor activity
Source: RefSeq, a predicted model, not a curated record